UUCUCCAAGUGUGGCAUCGUUCCUUCGCCCCUGCAGCUCCACACACUCUCUGGAACACAUUCACACUCUCUCAGUGGAGAGCAGGGGGACGCUGUCUCUGUUGUGGUCUGACAAGAAGCUCUGCUUUUCCUCCUUGCAAGCUUUCGAAAUCGCCCAUGAAUUCCCUCGCGUAAAGCGGCGCGAGCGUCCGUCCUCUUCCGUCUAAAAGGGUUGAAGAUAAGAAACCUCCUCAUCAUGAGCAGCGUGAGCAGUUGCGGUUUCCUGAAUAUGGCGACGAUAGGAGACUUCGACCCGCUCAACGCCACUAUUCCUGCUACAAAAGUUGAGAUUACAGUCUCGUGCAGAAACCUGCUUGACAGAGACACAUUUUCCAAAUCAGAUCCAAUCUGUGUGCUGUACACCCAAGGCAUUGGCAACAAAGAGUGGCGAGAGUUUGGGCGGACGGAAGUUAUUGAUAACACUUUGAACCCGGAUUUUGUGCGAAAAUUCAUAUUGGACUACUUCUUUGAAGAAAGACAGAACUUAAAGUUUGAUCUGUAUGAUGUCGACUCCAAGAGCACCAACCUUUCAAAACAUGAUUUCCUUGGCCAGGCCUGUUGUACAUUGGGAGAGGUGGUGGGAUCAUUGGGUGGUCGUAUGGAGAAGGCUCUUGGGGGGAUUCCAGGGAAGAAAUGUGGGACAAUUAUUGUGAAGGCCGAGGAGCUUAGCAACUGCAGGGAGUCUGUGAUGAUGCAAUUUUGUGGCAACAAACUGGACAAAAAGGACUUCUUUGGCAAAUCGGACCCCUUCUUGGUGUUUUAUCGCAGCAAUGAGGAUGGAACAUUUACCAUUUGCCAUAAGACAGAGGUGGUGAAGAACACGCUGAACCCUGUGUGGCAAGCCUUUAAAAUCUCCGUCAGAGCCCUGUGCAAUGGCGAUUAUGACAGGUAUGGAGUCAUAAACCCCAAGAAGAAAGGCAAAAAGAAAAAAUAUCUCAACUCUGGAACUGUGACACUGCUUUCGUUUCUCGUUGAUACUGAAGUCACCUUCUUGGACUUCAUCAAAGGCGGGACUCAGAUUAAUUUCACAGUGGCGAUUGAUUUCACAGCUUCUAACGGCAACCCAGCCCAACCCACUUCCCUCCAUUACAUGAAUCCUUAUCAGCUCAACACCUACGCCAUGGCACUCAAAGCCGUGGGGGAGAUCAUACAGGACUAUGACAGCGACAAGAUGUUCCCCGCACUGGGUUUCGGAGCCAAGCUGCCUCCUGAUGGGAGAAUAUCCCAUGAGUUUGCCCUGAAUGGAAACCCUCAGAAUCCAUAUUGCAAUGGCAUUGAUGGAGUCAUGGAGGCAUAUUACCAGAGUCUAAAAUCAGUUCAGCUCUACGGUCCUACCAACUUCUCACCUGUCAUUAACCAUGUAGCUAGAUACGCUGCCUCAGUAAAGGACGGAUCACAGUACUUCAUCCUCCUCAUCAUCACGGAUGGAGUGAUAUCAGAUAUGGCCCAGACAAAGGAGUCCAUAGUUAAUGCUGCCUCUCUUCCCAUGUCAAUUAUUAUUGUUGGAGUUGGACCAGCCGAGUUUGAUGCCAUGAUCGAGUUGGAUGGUGAUGAAGUCAGAAUCUCAUCGAGGGGCAGAUAUGCUGAGAGAGACAUCGUACAGUUUGUUCCAUUCAGAGACUACAUUGAUCGCACUGGGAAUCACGUCCUAAGCAUGGCCCGCUUGGCCAAAGAUGUUCUUGCAGAGAUCCCAGACCAGUUCCUAUCCUAUAUGAGGACCAGAGGAAUCAAGCCGUCUCCCGCUCCCCCUCCGUACACACCCCCAGGACACCCGCUGCAAACUCAGAUCUAAAAUGGGCCCAGGAGCGAGCCUUGCAGUAUCUCAGUAUCGCUUUCUCAAUCACUCAGUGAGAUGAAGUUUUCCUCAGCUCUCAGCUUUUUCUGUCCCUUUCUCUUUGCACUAUGGGGGCUGUAGAUGGACAAUAUGGUUAGACAGGGUUCUGAGAACAGGUUUACUUCCAUUACAGGCAUUCCCUGUCAGGAUGCCUCUUAGUUUCACUCUCUGUCUCUCAAUGCCUGGAUAGCUUGUUUCUGAUGGCCACAUUGUAGAAUGAACUUCGCAUUUCUGGUUAACCGUGAAAAGAAGGACAG
Sinocyclocheilus grahami is the source of this 2129-nucleotide messenger RNA. RefSeq names its product copine-8-like. Gene Ontology annotation, biological process: cellular response to calcium ion. Bases 235 to 1830 code for a protein of 531 amino acids. The transcript has 18 exons. The record is from RefSeq and is a predicted model, not a curated record. Gene Ontology annotation, cellular component: plasma membrane. Gene Ontology annotation, molecular function: calcium-dependent phospholipid binding. Lineage: Eukaryota; Metazoa; Chordata; Actinopteri; Cypriniformes; Cyprinidae.